Messenger RNA from Mirounga angustirostris (Northern elephant seal), 2207 nucleotides. Its product is annotated as UPF0547 protein C16orf87. The record is from RefSeq and is a predicted model, not a curated record. NCBI's taxonomy places the organism in Eukaryota, Metazoa, Chordata, Mammalia, Carnivora, Phocidae. The transcript has 4 exons. The coding region runs from base 350 to 742 and encodes 130 amino acids.
CCACGCAGUCCGCAGGGCCGAGAGAAGGCGCGGCUAUAGUGCCGCUGGAUGAUUCAGACGGUCUCCUCUCGUGAGAAUCGGGACGUGCCCGAGGACCGGCUUGGUGCGCGUGGGAGCGCGCUCCGCGUCCCCGCGGAGCUGGCGCGAGAGGCCCGUGGCCGCUGCGGGCGCACGCCCUGCCCCGCCCCCUCCCCGGCACGCAGGCUCCGCGCGAGCUCGCGCGCGCGCGCGCUCCCGUUCAAGCUUCGGUCUGGCCAGCGGCGAUCGGGCGGGUGGAGGCUGGGCCGCUGAGGUACGAGGGGAGGAGCCGCCCCUGCCGCCGUCGCCGUCGCCGCCGCUGCUGCUGUAGAUGAGCAUGUCUGCAACUCGAGCCAAGAAAGUGAAGAUGGCCACCAAAUCGUGCCCCGAGUGCGACCAACAGGUUCCUGUUGCAUGUAAAUCGUGUCCUUGUGGUUAUAUAUUUAUUAGCAGAAAACUUUUAAAUGCAAAACACCCAGAGAAAUCACCACCUUCUACAGAAAACAAGCAUGAGGCCAAGAGGAGGCGAACAGAGAGAGUUAGGCGAGAGAAGAUAAAUUCUACAGUAAAUAAGGAUUUAGAAAACAGAAAGAGGUCUCGAAGUAACAGCCAUUCAGAUCAUAUCAGACGAGGAAGAGGAAGACCUAAAACUGCAUCUGCCAAAAAACAUGAGGAAGAAAGAGGAAGCUACUACAAGAUACCUGGCAUCAAAAGGAAGAAGUAAACCAAGAAAGUGUCCUGGGAUCCAGGACACAGGGUCCAACUCAAGAGAAAGAUGUUUAUAUCCAGCAUGAUGUUGAAGAGAGAUCUUGAUGAUAAUUGUGUAUCAGGUCUAGAAAUCAACCAUUUCAGACUGAGCAGAAGACUUGGAGAGACUUAUUCAAGAAAAUAAAAUUGAUAUAAUAUCUAGUAUGUGUAAACAUUCUAAAAGAUUUGUACAACUCAUUAGUAAUGAAAACUAAGCUGAUGGAGAAAGAAUCUCAGGAAAAAAACAAUGUGAAGGAAAAGUGAAAUCAUUUACAUAGUCAGAAGAAUAAUGUAAACAUUGAAUAUUGAUCUCCCCUAAAUUGUGAUGUAAUUGUAAUGGGAAGAUGGGAUAGGAAGAGUAUGGGGCUUAAGAUACGGAAAACAAUAAAAUACUAACUUUUCAUGGUGGAAGAUUAAUUAAUAAUGCCUAAAAUCAAGAAGUGGACAUAAAAAUGUUGCUUAGAGAGGUAAAAAAUGAAAAGAAACAACUGAAAAAAAGUAGUUGCACUUGGAGUAUGGGAAACAGGCAUGAGAGAAGGAGGACUUCCAUAUUUUGUAACAGGUUGAAUAAAAAUGAUUUGACUCUAUAUAUUUAACUUUGAUUAAAAAGUCAAAACAAAAAAAGACAAAAGUAUGAUCGUAGAAGAGUCUGAAAAAAGAAGUUGGCAGAAUACACAAAGAUGUUUAUUGUGAUUUUAGCUGGCUCUGGGAUAAUAUAGAUGGGUUUUAUUUUCUUUUUUUGUUUUUCUGUACUUUUCAAUUUUUUUUUUUUAAAGAUUUUAUUUAUUUAUUUGAGAGAGAAUGAGAUAGAGAGAGAGAGCACAUGAGAGGGGGGAGGGUCAGAGGGAGAAGCAGACUCCCUGCUGAGCAGAGAGCCCGAUGCGGGACUCGAUCCAGGGACUCCAGGAUCAUGACCUGAGCCGAAGGCAGUCGCUUAACCAACUGAGCCACUCAGGCACCCUGUACUUUUCAAUUUUCUACCAUGAACUUGGAUUGCAUUUGUAAUUAGGAGAGGGAAAAAUAGAAUUAAAUGUUGGUUAUUCUUAUUUUCUAUAGCAGGGCUAAGGUAAAGAAGUUAAUAUAUUCAUAAAGGCACUAUUGGUGUUCAGAAGGGACCAUCUUUCGGGUGAGAAAAUUCAUUUUGAUUGGAUAGUAAGCUCAUCCUAGUGAAGAGAAAGAAAUACUUGAGAUUUUUACAGAAAUGAUAUAGAUAUUAUAGACAGUGUGUGUGUGUGUGUGUGUGUAUAUAUAUAUAUAUAUAUAUAUACACAGUUUCCAUUUAGUUCAUGGCAUUUCAAUAACUCCUUUGUGUCAUUUUUAAAAAUUUCCAGUUUAGUAGCAUGAUACUGUAUAACAUGUAAUAUAUGUUGUUAGUAUUAUGUAUAUUUAUUGUCAUCUAAAGAGAUACUUGAAAGCCUCAAAAGUAUUUUUUGAUUACCACG